Trichechus manatus latirostris (Florida manatee) is the source of this 1168-nucleotide messenger RNA. RefSeq names its product 6-pyruvoyltetrahydropterin synthase (gene PTS). Bases 22 to 459 code for a protein of 145 amino acids. The record is from RefSeq and is a predicted model, not a curated record. The transcript is spliced from 6 exons. Gene Ontology annotation, biological process: tetrahydrobiopterin biosynthetic process. Gene Ontology annotation, molecular function: 6-pyruvoyltetrahydropterin synthase activity. Gene Ontology annotation, cellular component: mitochondrion. NCBI's taxonomy places the organism in Eukaryota, Metazoa, Chordata, Mammalia, Sirenia, Trichechidae.
CCUACCGCAGUCCGGGAGAAGAUGAGCGUGCCCGGCUCCACCCGUCGCCGCCAUGCGCAAGUGUCGCGCUUAGUCUUCUUCAGCGCGAGCCACCGGCUCCACAGCAAGUCUCUGAGUGAUGAAGAAAACUUGAAACUGUUUGGGAAAUGCAACAAUCCAAAUGGCCAUGGGCACAAUUACAAAGUUGUGGUGACAGUACAUGGAGAGAUUGAUCCUGUUACAGGAAUGGUUAUGAAUUUGACCGACCUCAAAGAGUAUAUGGAGGAAGCAAUUAUGAAGCCUCUUGAUCAUAAGAAUCUGGAUCUGGAUGUCCCAUACUUUGCAGAUGUUGUGAGCACGACAGAAAAUGUAGCUGUAUAUAUCUGGGAAAACCUCCAGAAAUUUCUUCCUGUGGGAGUGCUUUAUAAAGUAAAAGUGUAUGAAACUGACAAUAAUAUUGUAGUUUAUAAAGGAGAAUAGCUCUUAGGGAUUAAUAUUGUAGAAAGACUAAUUACUUUCCAUGUUUGAAAAUUAUCUUUGUCCCGUUGGAGUGUUAAGAAGUCAUCACAUAAUGGUUGUACUUCCACAUUGUGUUCUGGAGUUAUUGUAAAUUUAAAUAUAUUUUAAAACCAAAUUUGUGAUGUAUCUUGAAUAUCAUUUAGAGUCUUUAUCUAUAGAUUAAAAGUCAUUGUCUGCAAAAUGUUUUUGUGUGAAAUUGUUUGAAAGCAAAGGAGAUCUGUUUUUAUUGUUAUUUCUCCAUUAUCUCAUUUUUGGUAUCAAUUUUUUCUUUGCAUAUAUGACUGGUAAAAUGUUUAUCAGAUUUACACUAGGUAAAUCUUACAAAAAAUAAGGGGCCACAAAGUCUUGAAACGUAGACUAUAUAUAUACAUAUAUAUGUGUAUAUACAUAUAUAUAUUCUUUUUUUUUGCCAGUUCAACUUUUUACAAGUGUACAAUUUAUUGACAGCAGUUACAGUAGUUGGCUGUGCAGCCUUACCUAUAAUCAAUGUGAUAUUUCCGUCACUGUUAACCCCUCCUUUCUCUCUCCCUCCUGCCCCCGGUAACUGCUAAUAAAGUUUGUUGUCUAUACAUUCGCCGUUUCUUGUCUUUUUAUAUAAGUGAGAUCGUAUAAUAUUUGUCCUUUUUGUGACUGACUUAUUUCACUCACCAUAAACAGCUCCACUCAUAUG